AAUUUCAACUUGGAAAGAAACAAUGGGAAUCAUUGAAAACGGAACAAUAUCGGGUAACUUGCCGAGCAAGGAGGCGUUUGUGGUUCACUAUCCUGGCUACCCAUCAUCUAUUUCCCGAGCACUGGAGACUCUUGGGGGAAUCCAAGGGAUCACAACCGCAAGAGAGUCAACGUCAAACAAGCUUGAGCUGAAUUUCCGCCCUGAAGACCCUUAUGCACAUCCUGUCUUGGGAGAACAACGUCCUUGUCAUGGUUUUCUGUUAAAAAUUUCGAAGGAGGUCGUUAAGAAAGAUUCUCUGCCUGAAAGUCAACCUGUUCUUGCCACUAGCAAUGCAUGCUUACCAGAAGAUUGCCCAACCCUGUGUGCUGAUAUUGUAGCUCGUGUGUCUGAAUCGUAUUGCUUUGAUGGCAUGGCCGACUACCAGCAUGUAAUUCCUAUUCACGCUGAUAUUGCACAGCAGAAGAAGAGAAAAUGGAUGGAGGUGAAGUCUCUUGCAGGAAAAAAUGAUCUAAUGGACAUGGCUGACGAAGAUGUAAUGAUGUUAUUGCCACAGUUCUUUUCACCCAAAGAUAUGCCAGACAACUUGGUGCUGAGACUUCCAGUAACAUCAAGCCCAAAAAAGAAAGAUGAUGAACUAACUCAGAAUCUUUAUGAGAUAGAUAUUGGCCCAGUAUUUGCAAUUGAUUUCAGUGUCAAAGAUAUCCUUUUCUCCUCCUUAGCAUUCAUACAGAUCCCGAAGAUAUUAAAAUGGGAAGACUUUAUUGUUCCCAGCUCCAACCAAUGGAAAUGGCAGGUAGCAGUGUCUGCAUUGUUUGAAGAGCGACCUGUGUGGACAAGAGAUUCCAUAGUCCAACGACUACUUGAUAAAGGUCUUAAAUGCACACAUCAUAUGCUAAACAGGUUUCUUCUUAGGGCUGCAUAUUAUUUUUCGGGUGGUCCAUUUCUUAGGUUCUGGAUUAAAAGAGGCUAUGAUCCACGGAAAGAUCCUGAAUCUCGCGUAUUCCAGAGAAUGGAAUUCAGGGUUCCACCUGAGUUAAAGGGUUAUUGUGAUUCCAAUGCAACUAACAAGUCAAAGCCAAGCUGGGAUGACAUUUGUUCGUUUAAAGUAUUUCCUUUCAAGUGCCAAACAUUUCUACAGUUAUUUGAACUUGACGAUGAGUACAUUCAACAAGAGAUAAGAAAGCCUCCCAAGCAGACUACUUGUAAUUAUAAAACAGGAUGGUUUUCUGAAGCGCUGCUUGACAAUUUGAGACUUCGUGUAGCUGUGAGGUUUGUAUCUGUGUUUCCUGAGCCAGGUUUCGAAGACGUUUUCAAAUCUAUUCAAGAAGAGUUUGAGAGGUCAGAAAAGACACGAAUUCAGAAAGAUGCACUGAAACCAUAUGAACGGAAUCACCAGAAAACAACUAAAGAUAUGAAGAAGCGUAAAAACACAAACAAAGAGAAAGAUAGUGAUGUUAAUGCUGAUGACGAUACUGAAGACGUAGAUGAUGAAGACGAGGAACUCAAUGUGGCUGCAAAUGAUGAUGAGAUAUCGAUUAGUUCUCAUGAAUAUGGUGACAUGGAGAACAACUCCAGAACAUAUCUGCAAGGUUUGUUCAAUAGUUUUCCAAGCAGCGCACCAGCUUUGUAUGGUAAUGCCAAUGAUGGUAGCGAUGGAGAGUAUCCGAUUUACGAGCAAGAAUCCAACGAAGACGACAAUGACGAAGACGACGAUGAUGAGUGAAGAAGUUUGAAUAUAAUGUGUAUAUUUGCAAUGUAAUUACGAAACUGGGUUUGUGUAACUAAUGUAAAGUGAUAACAUAAGGAUGAAUUGUAAUUUCAUUGUGCAAUUAAAGAGAAUCUAGUAAA
This is a messenger RNA of Arabidopsis arenosa, 1848 nucleotides long. The record is from the annotation of a GenBank genome assembly. Lineage: Eukaryota; Viridiplantae; Streptophyta; Magnoliopsida; Brassicales; Brassicaceae.